AUUCCAACGCCCAUCAUGGACGCUAGCAACAACGACACUCUUUUUGACUUUUCCCAAGUUCUAGAGCCGGCGGAUUACGCCAGCCUGCCUUCGCUAGAUUUUGACCCAUCCACUCUCCAGUCCCUUGCCGACGCUACCAAUGGCUCGUCCUUAUCCGCCCCCCAGGCGAACAUGCAAGCUUUGGGGUACCCGGAGAUGACGGGCAAUGGUUGCCAGGUGUCUGCAUCUGACUCCUCCAAUGAAGACCUCAAACGUGUCUUGCAAACCAUUUCACUGCGACUGGAAGAUCUGGAGAGGACUGUCACAGCUGGCAACUACCAACUAAACCAGAUUUCGUUCAAUAUAGAUAGAGCGCUGCCAAAACUUCUUAGCGCUGUGGAGGAUUUUCAAAAGAGUAUCGAAAGUCUCCGGAAGAGCUUGAGGGUGUUCACUCGUGAGCUGGUGAACCAUUUGCUUGGAUGGAGCGUCGAGGACGACGACGUUGAAACGGGGCUGGUCACUUGA
This is a messenger RNA of Fusarium keratoplasticum, 504 nucleotides long. RefSeq lists its product as uncharacterized. The record is from RefSeq and is a predicted model, not a curated record. The coding region runs from base 16 to 504 and encodes 162 amino acids. NCBI's taxonomy places the organism in Eukaryota, Fungi, Ascomycota, Sordariomycetes, Hypocreales, Nectriaceae. The transcript is spliced from 2 exons.